AGUCACGAGCGAGACGCAACGCCGUCGAGGUGUCACUUCGUAGCCUUUCUUUGAAAACACGUCAAUUCCUUUAAAGCUCGUUUGCGUAUUGAAAACAAUUAUUCCACCAGCUCAAGUCAAGUUAUGCGUUCAGCCCGCUGCACAGAUUGUAUUCAUGAAAAGAAAAAGACGCAAGCGCAAUAAGGUGUUAUUUGUUGAACGGUGAGAAUAGACGAUCUUCGUAUCCUAGCGUUCUUGCCCUUUCCACGCUGUUAAACUUAGUGUAACCGAGGCUUUAUACAUCGGUCGCCUAUACUGUAUAAAAGUACAAAAUAAACACGGAGGCUCCAGUUUUACACGAGGACGACUUUAUUUAAUUCCUUUUCAAAAUUCCGCUCCACCACAACGUGUCAUCACUUCCGCUCUCCGCGCCUUCAAAAUAAGAGCUCAGGGUAUAUGCGGUAUACUUAAGAUCACGAAGAGAAGCGACGUGUGUCAUCAACGCUCAGCGUGGACCUGAAAGUGACUUCCGGUGUUGACUGCACGUUUAGCUGCCUUAGCAUGGAUGCUAACUGGACGACGAUGGAGGAGUUUGCUGCCGAGUUUUCACUUGUAACUAUGAGAGACCUGCAGGAGAAGUCCAUGCAGACGGACGAGGUGAUGGACGCCAGCACGGGCGACGCCGGCGUCAACACGGACGUGGACUGGGAGGCGCAGGUGGCGGCCAUGUUUGCGUACAGCGACGUCCUGGCCAAGGAGCACAGCGAGAUGAUGAAGACGCGGGAGAAAGACGAGGGCGAGCGAGGCGAGCAGACGCAGCAGCUGCAGAAGAAGAAGUCGCAGACCACCCGACAGCAUCAGGUCCUGCUGGAGAAACUGGACUCGCUGCGAGUGAAGCUGCAGCUCAACAACGCCAAGAGCGGCAAGAAGAACUUCCUGUCCAAGAAGCAGGAGAUGACGUCAGAGAGGAGCCGCGCCGAGGAGGAGAGGAACAGGCUGGCCCAGGAGCUGCGGCAGAGCGACGCCAAGCUGGUGGCGCUGACGGAGGAGCAGCGCGAGGAGCAGCGGCGCUGGCAGGAGGAGCUGGAGGCGCUGAGGAAGGAGGUGCAGCGAGUGGCCAAGGAGACCAGGGAGGCCGAGAAGACCGCCGUGCAGGACGAGCUCGCCGCCGUGGAGAUUCAGCGGGACGUGGCCAUGGGGCGCAUCAAGGCUUGGCUGGCCGAGGUGGCGCAGUACCUGAGCGUGCUGCAGAGGGUCUUCCCGCAGCAGUACCAGCAGGAGAAGCCCACCUGGGCCGGCAAGGAGGCGGCCGUGCGCAGGAACCAGGUCGAGCUGCAGCGCCGCUUCCAGGAGGUCCUGCAGCUGCUCCAGCAGGGCCGCGACCUGGAGUCCCUGCCCAGGAUCAACGUGGCCGCACUGCCGCACGUGCCCACGGCCGACCUCAAGUUCAGACAGAUGAUGAACUCGCUGCUUCCUGCCCCCCCACCCAGACCAAGCUACUUCCAGCCCCCGCCUAACUACCGCCCCCAAUACUUCCCGCCGCCCCCGCACUACCUGCAGCGCCACGCCAUGCCCCCGCCGCUCUACCCCCCCUACGUCAGAGCUCCUGCCAGGUUGCCGCCGCCUCCCAGCCAGUCCUUGACCACGCCCGCCUACCCGGUGGUCCCCUCGCCGCCUUUGCCGUCCUCCGGCCCCCUGGAGAAGGUGCUGGACCGGCUGGGGGCCCGCUUCCCGCAGUGCAGCAGGAACCAGCUGACGCUGCUGCUGCAGCAGGUAAAGAGCGCCCGGGGAACCCUGGCCGGGAUGUCCGUGGACCAGGUGGCCGAGCAGGUGGGCCUUAAGCUGGCCCAGGGCGACACCUUCCCCUCCAGGCCGCCGCCGCCAGCCAGCCAGUUGUGCCUCAUGUGCCAGAACGCCGUGGACCCCGAGAGCCGCCACCCGCUGAGCUGUUCCCACGCCAUCCAUCAGGACUGCAUACGCAUCUGGCUGCAGUCUAGUCCUAACAAGUCCUGUCCUUUCUGCCCCGCCAAGUGAACCUUUUGUCUCCUUUUUCAAUCAAAUCUACUUUUGGACUGAAGUCAAACAGCUCAACUGUCUUCUUGGCUGCCAGCACCUCAAGUCACAUUUCAUUUUUGCCUCAAAUGAUCACUUUUUACAUGACAUAUUAUAGCGUCAAUAGAUGGACUUAACUCUUUCAAUGACAUUCACAAAUCCAGCAGUCUGUGGUUUCCCCCGGCAACACCGGAAAUGUGUCCCGUGUAAACGCAUCCGACUGGAAGUCUAACAAUACACAUACUUCUGUGGCUGAGUACAGUACAGACACUGUGCACAUUCAUAUUGUCAACAAAUUAAAAUGUGUUGAAGGCUCAC
Messenger RNA from Nerophis lumbriciformis (worm pipefish), 2349 nucleotides. It is a transcript of the gene rnf214, whose product is annotated as ring finger protein 214. The record is from RefSeq and is a predicted model, not a curated record. Lineage: Eukaryota; Metazoa; Chordata; Actinopteri; Syngnathiformes; Syngnathidae. Gene Ontology annotation, molecular function: ubiquitin-protein transferase activity.